This is a messenger RNA of Anopheles aquasalis, 2082 nucleotides long. RefSeq names its product ETS variant transcription factor Ets96B (gene Ets96B). The record is from RefSeq and is a predicted model, not a curated record. Gene Ontology annotation, molecular function: DNA-binding transcription factor activity, RNA polymerase II-specific; sequence-specific DNA binding. Gene Ontology annotation, biological process: regulation of transcription by RNA polymerase II; cell differentiation. Gene Ontology annotation, cellular component: nucleus. NCBI's taxonomy places the organism in Eukaryota, Metazoa, Arthropoda, Insecta, Diptera, Culicidae.
AUGAAUACCCUGACACAGAACAUCAGCCCGAUACAGUCCACUCUGGGGCGCUUGCAGGACCUCGAUUCGGUAGCAGCAGGAGCAGGAUCGUCCUCAAAACCGUGCACGACCUCGGCUUCGACGACGGCCGCAUUGAUUCUCGCUGUCAGCGGGGGUGACAACAGCCGGACGGCCAGCGCAACCCUCGUCCUCGACCAGACGACGGCCGUGCACCACCACCACCAUCACUCGCAGCACGCGAACGACUUCCUGUCAACCUCCCUGUCAUCGCCGGCCGCAUCCUCAGCCGCUGCCAAUUAUCUUCUCCACCAGCACCAUCUUCACCAGCAGCAGCAGCAGCAGCAACAGCAUCUGGAGCAACACUCGGUGGUCCAGCAACAGCUCAAUCAGGACAAUCGGUUGACCUCUGGUAGUGGCGGCAGUAGCUCCACCGGGGGCAACAGUAAUGGACCAGCACCCGUUUCGUCGCAAUCCGCCAACUCCCAGUCACAAGCACAACCAGCAUCGGGCAAGCAGCAGCAGCAUCACCGAACUCCGGAUGAUCAGACCGUAUCGGCAUCGCCGGAACCGGCCACCAUAGCCGCCAGCACAUCCAGCCUAGCAGCCCACGUCAACCCGUUUCACAGUGGCAAUGGCUCAUCGGCGUCGUCGGCAUUAACGAAUGAUUUCUAUCCGGAGUAUCGGAUCAGUUCCGAGUAUCGGCUCAACUCGCACCAUCACCAUCACCAUCAUCACCACCAUCCGCACCACCAUCACCAUCAUCAUCCGCAUCACCAUCCGCGUGACCUCUGGACGGCAGCAGCGGCGGUCGCUUCGCACGCUCCCGAUGCUCACCUCGCGGAUGCGGAAGGAUGCGACGGUGGGAGCUACAGUCUGCGCCAUGGCCACCACGCCACGAAAAAUCUACGGAACGAGCGUUCGGCAUUUUUCGAUUUCUCGACAACCCCGGCCACGGCUCAUCCGGCCGCCGCAGCCGCCGCCUACUGCUAUCGGCUUUCCACGCCACCUCAGCUGGUGAAACGUGAACCGAGCGACGUAUCAGCGGCCGCGGCAUGGCACACCUACUCCGAGCGCAUGUUCUCCGAUCCGCUCUACACCUCGCUCAAGCUACAAACCCAACAAUCCUCACCGCCCCAGCUCGUCCCGCAGCAUUCGAUCUUUCCGGACUCGACCUCAUCUCAUCUGGCCACGGCAGCGGCGGCGGCCGCUGCAGCCGUCUCGUUGGAAUCGCACCAGCACCCGCUCCUGGCCGGUCACGGCGCCAGUCAACCAUCAUCCGGCACCGAUCACGGACACCAUGCGUCGUCGGUUGCGGAAUCUUUUCUCCACCAGCAGAGCACCCCGGGAGCCGGUUCCGUCGGGUACGCGUACCGCCAAACGGGGGACAUGGUAAGCUCGAGUGAAAGCGAUUACUGUAACGGAUCCGGGGGCACCGGUAACGCCGGUACGAUCGCUAGUAUCUCGACCACGACGACGAACCCUUCACCCCUGAGUGCACUUCAGGGUGGUGGUCCCGGUGGUGGACCGUUACACCAGCGGCGUGGAUCGCUUCAGUUGUGGCAGUUUCUGGUCGCCCUGCUCGAUGAACCUACGAGCAGCGCCGGGUGCAUUGCGUGGACCGGACGUGGCAUGGAGUUCAAGCUGGUCGAACCAGAAGAGGUGGCACGCCGGUGGGGCAUUCAGAAGAACCGACCGGCCAUGAACUAUGAUAAACUGUCACGCAGCCUCCGGUACUACUACGAGAAGGGCAUCAUGCAGAAGGUGGCCGGCGAACGGUACGUGUACAAGUUCGUGUGCGAUCCGGAGGCCCUGUUCAACAUGGCUUAUGGUGGAGCGACCGGUGGCGGUUCUGGAGCGAGCCAGACUAACCACCAAUCAUGUAGCGGUAUGGACGGAUCGCUAGGACACAGUCACGCGACACACCAUGGGGGCGCAUCUUCCGCUUCACCGAACCAUAACUGUCACAAUCCGGCCACGGGUGGACCACCGGUAGGCCCAUCCCUCGGUGAUCACUCGGAUGAGGUCGAUCGAAAUCAUUCCUACUUUUCGGCCAGCUCUUCGGCGUACAAUCACAACAAUUGA